Messenger RNA from Malus domestica (apple), 3676 nucleotides. RefSeq names its product putative U-box domain-containing protein 42. The record is from RefSeq and is a predicted model, not a curated record. NCBI's taxonomy places the organism in Eukaryota, Viridiplantae, Streptophyta, Magnoliopsida, Rosales, Rosaceae. Gene Ontology annotation, molecular function: ubiquitin-protein transferase activity; protein binding. Gene Ontology annotation, biological process: protein ubiquitination.
GAUGCAAAAUUGACCAAUACCAGCCGCUUUUUAGUCCAUCUGAAGGAAAUUUUUUAACCAAACCAGAAGUGACUGCUAGCUGACCAAGUCUUGUGCACACCUGCUCCUAAGAAUCCAAGUAAACGAUGAGUACUUUCUGCGCUGAGAUUGCUGAAACGUUCAAGCGAUUGUCAGUGACUGGUAAUCGAAAGUUUCGCCUUUCCAAAGUCUUCUGCCGAGCAACUUCAAUUUGAUGUCGCUCAAGGAAGAUGGAAAUCCGAUCGAGAAUCUUGCAGAGACCAUAUUGGCAUCCAUUUCAGAGAUCGCAGUAUCGGUAUCAAGCCUAGAGGUGGGAUGGGAAUUUUUUAUCGAAACUGCAUGCUACCUAUAUCGAGCUUCCAUGGCGAUUAUGGUGUUGAAGACGGCUGAAAACUGCCCAGAAAAUGCAAUGGAAAUUCUGCAGUCGAUAUCCAAGAGUGUUUGUUUGGCCAAAGAUCUUGUGGAGAGAUGCCAAAUUGGCGUCCAACCAUUUUCAGAUGCUGAACUGAGGCUCAUUAUAGCACAACUGGAGGAGGUCAUUAAAAACGUAGGAGAAUGCUUGAGCAUGAUACCGCCAUUUACAUUUGGAGACCAAGAAUACGCAGAAGUUGCAGUUCGGUCCCUUUCAAAUGAGAUGCAGAAUGCUCGCCUUAGAACUCAAGCGUCUCAGAUCAAUGAGCUCAAUACAAAGGUGUGGUCCCUGGAGGAGCAACUACAGGAAGAACCGACAGCGACAGAAAUGGAUUUCUACUCCCUAAAUUUUGAGGUUUCCACAGAGAAUCCUCACGUUUUGGAUACACCUCAACUGGUUGAAAUCCUUAAAAGCACUAGCUGGGUAAGCAAAAGAAAUGAUGCGAACAUGAGUGGAUCUAUAACGACAUUGCCACAGGUGGGUGAAUACAUGGAGCCUCUGUAUGAGAGUUUUUUCUGCCCACUGACAAAGAAGAUCAUGGAUGACCCAGUAACCAUAAGAAGCGGAGUGACAUACGAGAGGAAAGCAAUUGUUGAGUGGUUUGAGAAGUUCAAUUGCUCGGAAGAAAUCUUCUGCCCAACCACUGGCCAGAAGUUGGCAAGUAAAGAUUUGAAUUCCAAUAAAGCUCUAAAAUCCACAAUAGCGGAGUGGAAGGACAGGAACGAAGCAGAGAGGAUUAAGGUUGCCCGAGCAGCAUUGUCCUUGGCUAGUUCAGAGCAUAUGGUGCUUGAAGCAGUAAAAGAUGUGCACAGUAUCUGCCAAAGGAACCCAUACAAUAAGAUACAAGUUCGUAGUGUCGGAAUAUUGCCCUUGCUUGUUCAGUGCCUGGAGUACGAAGACAAAGAUGUUAAAUGUGCAGCGCUGGAACUUUUGCAGCAACUGGCGGAAGAUGAUAACAACAGCAAGGAAGAGAUUGCGCAAACGAUAAAUAUUUCAACAACAAUCAAAAUGCUUUCUAGUACUCACCAGUCCCUAAGGCAUGCAUCAUUGCUGUUCUUACUUGAGCUUUCAAGAUCACAAUCAUUAUGUGAGAAAAUCGGAUCAGUUACUGGAGCAAUCUUUAUGCUGGUCACAAUUAAAUACAGAAGGUAUACCGAUGUCUUUGCUUCGGAAAAAGCAGAAGAAAUCUUGAGUAAUUUAGAGCAUUUUCCAAAUAACAUCAAACACAUGGCAGAAAAUGGACUCAUGGAACCCCUCCUAAAGAAUCUUAAUGAAGGUUGUGAAGAGAUAAAGAUAGAGAUGGCAAGUUACCUCGGGGAAAUUGUUGUUGGGCAAGACCAAAAAACAUACGUUGCUGAGAAGGCCUCUCCUGCUCUCAUCGAAAUGGUACAUAACGGAAAUACGAUGGCCAGAAGGGCAGCAUUCAAUGCUCUGGGGCAACUCUCAUUGUACCACCCAAAUGGAAAAAUACUUCAAGAAGCUGGAAUUAUACAAGUCAUGGUUGAAGAGAUGUUCAUUCGGAAAAUUCAAAACGAACCAAUGGACUCAACAAGUGAAGCAGCUGCAAUCCUUGCAAACAUAUUUGAGUCCGGGCUUGAGCUUGAGAACCUCCCAGCUAAUUCUCAUGGUCACACUUUGACUUCCGACUAUGUUGUGUGCAACAUCAUCUACAUGCUCAAGAACGCAACCGCAGAUGAACUAAGUAACAACCUUAUCAGAAUUCUUCUGUUGAUUGCCGAGAUCCCCAGAUCAGCAGCGGCCAUUGUCUCGAUGGUAAAAGAGACUGAAGCAAGCUACACCCUCAUUGAACUCAUCAACAACCCACACGAAAAACUUUCCAUCACAGCAAUCAAGCUACUAACUGUUCUUUCACCCCAUAUGGGCCACCUACUAUCGGAAAGACUCUGCAAAACCAGAGGCCAGCCUGAGAACCUUAUCCAUAAACCAACUGAAACAACCCUCAUCUCCGAGAAGCACGCAGUUUCAGCAAAAUUUCUAGCGCAACUUCCCCACGACAACCUGACACUAAACCUAGCUCUUCUAUACAAUAACACAGUGCCUACAAUCCUGCAAGCAAUCAGUCAAAUCCAAGGAGAUGUCACAUCAAGCAGGUUCAUAAGCGCAUACUUAGAAGGCCUAGUGGGAAUUCUAGUCAGAUUCACAACAACACUAUACGAACCCCAAAUACUGUUUCUAGCAAGAACCCACAACUUCACUUCAGUAUUCACAGAGCUGCUCAUGAAAACAUCAAGUGAUGAAGUUCAGAGGUUAUCAGCAAUCGGGUUGAAGAAUCUUUCCACAGAGUCGAUAAAACUAUCAAAACUGCCACAAAGCAAGAAAACCAAGUUGUUGUACCUGCCCAAGUACCUACCUUGUGGAUCACCGAGGAGGAGGAAAACACCGCUGUGCCCGGUUCACAGAGGGGUAUGUUCUUCACAAAACUCAUUCUGCAUUGUUGAUGCGAAGGCGGUUGAGAGGCUGUUAGUGUGUUUGGGGCAUGAGAAUGCAGAAGUUGUCGAAGCUGCAUUGUCGGCAAUAUGUACAUUGUUGGAUGACAAAGUUGACGUCGAGAAGGGUGUGAUCAUGCUGAGUGAGGCUAAUGCUGUGCAGCAUGUUUUGAAUGUGGUGAAAGAGCACAGGAAAGAGGGGCUGUGGCAGAAGUCGCUUUGGGUGAUCGAGAAGUUUUUGAAUAAAGGCGGGGAUAGUAAGUCGGCUUCGGACAUAUCAAACGACAGGGUUUUGCCUGCCGUACUGGUGAGCGCUUUCCAUCAUGGAGCUGGAGAUACCAGGCAGAUCGCUGAGAAAAUUUUAAAGCAUUUGAAUAAGAUGCCCGAUCCCUGUGCUUCCAACCGUACCAUGUAAAACGUCCAUGCUCACAUGCACACAUGCCAUGUAGGGAAUCUAUUUUUCGACACAAGCGAUACUCGGAGAGGGGAGAUUCGAACUUGGGACCUCGAGUGCAAGGUAGAAUAUUUUUAACAUACAAGCUUCUUACGGCAUCUUGUAAAUUGAAAAUGAACUUUGAUUGUUUUGCUUUGCCUAAUAUUUUUCUCUUUUUCUUUUUUAAUAUUUGAUUGUGUAUUGAUGUAUAGGUUCAAUCCAAAUCCAAAUAGAUUAAAUCACACUCAUUCAGAAGCAGUUAAGUGCACUCGCGUUUUCGUUAUUUUUUUGUUAUUUUUUCCUCAGAUUUGUUUAAUAAGCCAUAAGCAAAAGUUGUUUUUCAAAGGAAGAACCAAAAUUUGUUUG